CCUGAGGCACAUCGCCUCCGCUGCGCUCUUCGGCCGGACUGGCCACGGCCGGAGCCACGGCGCAGCCCGGCAUCGCGCUCCUCGGCCGGAACAGCCCGGCGCAGCACUCUCCGGCAGCCGGCCCGGCGCGACGUAGGACGGGGCGCUGCCGGCAGCGGGCGGGCGGGUGAUGGCGGGGGGCAGACUGGCCGCCCGCUUUCUGGCCGCCGCCUGCUUCGCCCUGAGCUUGGCUCCGGCGGUGGCCGGGCCGCGGGAGAGCCCCGGCCUCUCGCGGCUGCAGAGGAGGAGCCUGGCGUUGGACUUUGUUGUGCCCUCGCUGUUUCGCACCUACGUGCGGGAGCUGGUGCUGGGACCGCCGGGGCGCGCCGCAGCGCGAUGCCGCUUGCGGCUGGACUGCGCGCCCCUGCUCCGCGCCGCCCGCGGCGGGCUGCCACGGGGCGCGCCGCCCGCUCCCCCUCAUGCCCCCGGCGGCGGGCCCUCAGCGGCCGGGCGGCGGCUGCGGCGCGCCAAGCAGCUGGUGCUGGAAGUGGGCGAGGGCAGCCUGCGGGACGGCUGCGCCGGCGAACCGCCGCCGGGCUCCGGCGGGGCGCAGCUGGAGUUCAACCUCACCGAGCUAUUCGCCUGGUGGCUCCGCUCCGGCGAUGGGCGGCUGCGGGUGCGCCUGAUGCCCGAGCGCCGGGGAGCCCUGACGGGCAGCGAGCGUGGGCUGUCGGUGGCCAUCCGCGCCGCCCGCCCACGUCUCCUCUUCCACGUCUCCGCGGCAGGUCGGAGCACGUCGGAUCUCCCAGCAAGCAGCCCUCCUCAUCCUCCUGCUCACCCUGCUUGGAAUUUGACCUGGGUCAUGAGAGAUACAUCCCCUUUCUUCUCCCAUAGAGGACGACACAUAUUUGACUGCAAUUUUGAAUCACCUUGUGAGCUGGAAUAUUCCCUUCCCCAGAAAGAUCAAGUAACCCCCAACAAUGCCUGGCUCAGCCUGAAUGCAGAGGAAAUCUCACAGCUAAACCUCCCGGAUGGGCCAGACAGAGAUCACUCUGAGAAUACAUCUAAAGGUUCAUUUCUGUUUCUCAAUGCAUCAGAGAGGCCAAUCCCUGUCAUCCUGAGUCCCUGGCUAAGAAGCAGCAGCGACCAUUGUGUGGUUCAAGUGGCUGUUUUUAAGUUUCACCAGCAGAGUGGAGAAUACAUUGCUCGUGUCCUUCCCAUUGAGGAAAGCAGCGGUGAAAUCUUAGCAGUGGAGGGACCAGAGAAACAUGGAUGGGUGUUGCUUCAAAGGAGAGUUGGACAUCUAGAAAAACCAUUUCGGAUCUCAGUGGAGUACGUCGCUCAUGGGAACAAGAGUGUAGCAGCUGUGGAUUCCUUUGCCAUGAAGAACUGCAGCACAGGAUCUGCUUCUGGCUCCAAGAUGGCUCUGGAGGGUUCCUUCAGCUGCUGGAAUGGAACAGCAAUCAGGCUGGGGCAGGUGUGUGACUUCAUCAGGGACUGUGCCGAGGGAGAAGAUGAGGGAGAUCUGUGUGAAAGGCUUCCGUCUGGCUUUUACUGUUCGUUUGAAGAAGGCGACUGUGGCUGGGUGCAGAGCUCUGUGUCCCACCCUUCCCCAUGGCGGAUUGGCAGCCCGGAGCACAGCCGUCUCCCUUCAGUAGAGGGUUGUGCCCUCCUGCUUAACACCAGCAAAGUACCAGCAGCAGCACACACUGUCAUGACCAGCACUGCAUUUCCAGCUCCUUUGAGGAACUCCCCCUGUGAGCUACGAAUGUCAUGGCUCAUCCGUGGAGUCUUGCUGGGAAAUAUCUCCCUGGUGCUGGUGGAGAACAAGACAGGAAAGGAGCAGAGCCGAAUGUUCUGGCAUUCAGAAAGCAGCGAAGGUUUGGGAAUAUGGCAGUGGACGACCUUGCCUCUCCCAGAUGUACUGGAUAGGUUUUGGUUUCAGAUCGUCGCUUCAUGGGAAGAAGGAUCCGAUGCCUUUAUUGCUUUUGACAAUGUCUCCCUUAGCCUGGACUGCUAUUUAACAAUCAGUGGAGAGAAGACACCUAGAAGUACCACUUCAGACUCAAGCAAUCUGCUUAACAGUAGAGGUGGCCAGAAGAAGUUUGGGUGGGGACAGAAGCUUCUGGGAAAUCUGCAACUCAACACUGUCCCCAUUUCUGGUCCAGCAGAUCACUGGUUAUUCACAACAUGUGGUGCCAGCGGACCCUAUGGCCCCACACAGAGCCAGUGCAAUGAUGCCUACAGGAACUCCAACCUCAGUGUGCUUGUAGGAGCUGAAGGGAUUCUCCAAGGCAUUCAGAUCUGGAGAGUACCAGCAACCAACACAUACAGCAUCUCAGGCUAUGGAGCAGCUGGUGGGAAAGGAGGGAAGAACACCAUGGUGCGGUCCCACGGCGUGUCUGUGCUGGGAAUUUUUGACCUCCAGAAGGAUGAUACUUUGUAUAUCUUGGUGGGACAGCAAGGAGAAGAUGCUUGCCCUAGUACUAAUGAUGUUAUACAGAAAGUCUGCAUUGGAGAAAACAAUGUGAUUGAAGAAGAGAUACGUGUGAACAGAAGUGUCAAUGAGUGGGCAGGAGGAGGUGGAGGCGGGGGAGGUGCAACUUACAUAUUUAAGAUGGAGAAUGGAGAACCAGUCCCCUUGAUAAUUGCAGCAGGAGGUGGUGGAAGGGCCUACAGGGCCAAAACAGACACAUUUCACCCAGAAAGACUGGAGAAUGAUUCCUCUAUCCCAGGGCUGAAUGGAAAUUCAGGAGCUGCAGGUGGUGGAGGUGGCUGGAAUGAUAACACUUCCUUCCUGUGGUCAGGAAAAUCCUUGCUGGAAGGUGCUACUGGAGGAAGAUCCUGCCCCCAGGCCAUGAAGAAGUGGGGGUGGGAGACAAGAGGGGGUUUCGGAGGGGGUGGAGGGGGGUGCUCCUCAGGUGGAGGAGGCGGAGGAUAUAUAGGUGGCAAUGCUGCAAUGGACAAUGACCCAGAGAUGGAUGGGGAGGAUGGUGUGUCCUUUAUUAAUCCCAUUGGUACUUUAUACACUCCAGCACUUAAAGUGACUGAGGGGCACGGAGAGGUGGACAUUAGGCUGCACCUUAACUGCAGUCACUGUGAGAUGGACGAGUGCCGUGUAGACCUUGAGACUCAAAACGUCAUUUGCUUUUGUGAGCCAGGCACAGAGUUGGCUGAGGAUGGUGUGUCCUGCAUAGCUGAGCCAGUGGUUCAUCUUCCUCUCUCCCUGGUCUUGUCUGUAGUGACUUCAGCAUUGGUGGCUGCUUUAAUUUUGGCUUUUUCAGGCAUCAUGAUAGUAUAUCGUAGGAAGCACCAGGAGCUGCAAGCCAUGCAGAUGGAAUUACAGAGCCCAGAAUACAAACUCAGCAAGCUGCGUACCUCCACCAUCAUGACAGACUACAACCCCAACUACUGCUUUGCAGGGAAGACCACAUCCAUUAGUGACCUCAAAGAGGUGCCUCGGAAAAACAUCUCCCUCAUCCGGGGUUUGGGCCACGGAGCCUUUGGUGAGGUAUAUGAAGGUCAGGUGGCAGGGAUUCCCAGCGACCCCACUCCCUUGCAGGUGGCUGUGAAAACAUUGCCAGAAGUGUGUUCAGAGCAAGAUGAGCUGGACUUCCUCAUGGAAGCUCUCAUUAUCAGCAAGUUCAACCACCAGAACAUUGUGCGCUGCAUCGGGGUGAGCUUGCAGGCACUGCCCCGUUUCAUUCUGCUCGAGCUCAUGGCUGGAGGGGACCUGAAGUCCUUCCUGAGGGAGACACGGCCUAGACCGAACCAGCCCUCCUCGCUUUCCAUGCUGGACUUGCUGCACGUGGCUCGUGACAUUGCUUGUGGGUGUCAGUACCUGGAGGAGAACCACUUCAUUCACAGGGAUAUUGCUGCCAGGAACUGCCUCCUUACCUGUCGAGGGCCUGGGAGAGUGGCUAAAAUUGGAGACUUUGGAAUGGCCCGGGAUAUAUACAGAGCCAGCUACUAUCGGAAGGGUGGGUGUGCCAUGUUGCCCGUCAAAUGGAUGCCUCCUGAGGCUUUCAUGGAAGGAAUAUUUACCUCCAAAACAGACACAUGGUCCUUUGGUGUGCUGCUGUGGGAGAUAUUCUCUUUGGGAUACAUGCCCUACCCUAGCAAAAGUAACCAGGAGGUUCUGGAGUUUGUCACCAAUGGAGGAAGGAUGGAUCCACCUAAAAACUGCCCUGGCCCUGUAUACCGCAUCAUGACCCAGUGUUGGCAGCACCAGCCUGAAGACCGGCCAAAUUUUGCCAUCAUCCUGGAGAGGAUUGAGUACUGCACCCAGGAUCCAGAUGUCAUCAACACUGCUUUGCCAGUAGAAUAUGGCCCAUCAGCUGAGGAGGAGGAGAAGGUAGCAGUGCGUCCCGAUGACCCAGAAGGAAUUCCUCCUCUCCUGGUCUCCAUGCACCAAGACAGAAAGGAUGAGAAGCAAACUCUGCCGUCGCCACCACCCCCGCCAUCAGCCAUCGCUGCUGGAAAACCUCUAGGGAAAAUGGGAGCUUUAGAACCACCAGGGCUGGGGAAGGUGCAGGCAGCCUCAGCAGGGGGACACAUCAACAUGGCCUAUGCCCAGUCCAAUCCCCCUUCUGAGCUGCACAAAAGUCGAGGCUCCAGGAACAAGCCCACCAACCUCUGGAAUCCAACCUACGGCUCCUGGUUUGCGGAGAAGCAGGCCAGCAAGAGCAGUUCUCUGCUGGAGAAGGAGAUGCCCGAGAGGGAGAAUUUAGGACAGGAAGGGAACUGUACUGUGGGGCCCAACAUUGUGACUGGCAGGCUGCCAGGCUCCUCCCUGCUAUUAGAGCCAUCUUCCCUAACAGCAAGCGUUAAAGAAGUGCCUCUUUUUAGGCUGCGCCACUUCCCCUGUGGGAACGUCAACUACGGAUACCAACAGCAGGGCUUACCCUUGGAGGCCUCCGCUCCACCUUGCACUAGCAGUUAUGAGGACCCUGUCCUUAGAAACAAGAGUCACAUAACCCAGCAGGGGCUGUGAGACCCCUCUCUACCUUCUUGACUUUUUCCCCUUUGUGGCCCCUGAGCCUUGAAGAGAUGUCCUGUUACCCAAUACACCGCAAGCAAGGGAUCUGACAGCAUUGGUUACCUUCCCUUUUGUGCCAACUUGCUCCAAAAGUGCCACCCUCAGAGCUGUCAUUUCAACUAACCCGAGAGAGAGGCUUCGAAUCACCAGAGCCCCAACAGGCUCAAAGAAACAAGGGGGAGGGAGGAUACAGGAAACAAAUGUUAACUUGUGAGGCCCAGCUGCAUCAACUCAUAACGCAUGGUUGUUGUCAUGCCCUUCCUGUGAGCUUGUCUCAGUUGUGUGUUCUCUGCUUAAGUGUCAAAGCCGCGGCUCCGCUGCCUUGAGUGUUUCAUGUCUGGGGGUUUUCCAAUGCCAAACUCGUGGUUGCUGUGGAACACCUGGAGAGCUCCUGCAGCUGGCAAGAGGUUGUGGUGGGUUUGGGGAAAGCAUCCUCUAAGCCAAACUGGAGGGGAAAAACUAAAACAAAAAAAGCAAAAGCAAGCAAAAAGCAAAGGUCCAUCGACAGCGUUGAAUGGGGCUGCGGUGGCACAGCCCCGAGCUGUGUCCAGCUACAGUCCAGUCUUCGGAGAUCCUUGAAUGCACAGUGGUCGUGGGGGUGCUGGCAGGGCAAUAGGAGGACACUGGUCGUGCUGCAUUGCUUGAAAGAGAGGAGAGGAAACACAGAGCAUGGGUCUAGAUGCUGUGAGGCGUUCUUGGUUGGAGGGGAGGGUUGUCUGGCUGGUUUUUUGUUUUGUUUUCUUUUCUUUUCUUUUUGCUGUGCUUAAGAACCAGAGCCCAGUGAAGCCCUUUCAAAUUCAUUCCAUCCUACAAAAGCAGAAAUCUCUCCCACCAGGAACUCGGGCAUGUCGCAUGGAACCAAGGUGAAGGUUUAAAGGACCGUGAGAGAAGCUCUCACCACACCCUGACAAUGGGGCAGCUGCCUGCAUACCUCAGAGGGUUACAACAGCCUUUGGCAUACCCUGUACAGAGAGUGUGUAAAGAGGAGAUCGUGCCACAAUCCAGAUGCCAGAUACUGUCUGUCUGUGAGGGGUUUAGAGCCCUUGUUCUUCUUCGUGGUGUCAAGACAAACACUGCAGUGACUCAUUCUGUACACCUCGUGCAUGAGAAAUACUCCAGUUAAGUGUAUUGUCAAAAGUAUAGAUGUAGGAAAUAAUUCAUGUGUAAAGAUGAUGUGCAGUAGUAACUUCAGCUUAGGGUUGCAAGGGUUCGCGUUUUCGCGUGAAGGCUAUCCACGGAGCAUCAGCAGAGCAAUGUGAAGGUGUCCUUCAGCCCCAAGACUCUUCGUUUCAGUGAAGUGACUCUGAAUCUGGCCCUGAAUCCAAACAUUGAGUGGAAAAGCAGGAAGCAGUGUGAUCUACAGGAUGUAAAGCACCACUGGGAAAAUCCUCUGCUACCACUCCUAUACCUGGAAAUGGCUUCUUUCCAUGUGGAUGUUACCUGUUUCCUAGAGAAGUUAGGUAGGUCUCUGAUUCUGUAAGCUGCUGAAGGUAAACUAGGUUGGGAUGCCUGUUUGUCUGCCUUUCCAGUUUUCUCUUCAUCUUCCUUUCGGCUACUGACCCUUGUUUCUCCAUCACAUGCCUGGAAGUGAAGCAAGGCAAGAGGUCUGGGUGGCUCUGCUUCCUUGAGGAGCAGCAGGAAGAGUGGCAGUGGGAGAGGAGCAUUGCUGUAACAUGGAGGGGGGUUACAGGUACCACAGGCUGACAUUAGGAAGGCUGCAUGGCUGUGGCUGAGUCAGCCUCUCCCAGAGGCACUACAGGGUCACUGGUUUCUCUCCCUGUGUGUGCACAAGAGGGGACAGGCUCAGCCCCAGAGCAGCUGCAGCAGCACUGGGCACAGUCAGUUGCACACUAUAUGACGGAAGAGCUCUGAAACAGGCUGUAAAGGAUUGAACUUGGUCUGUCUGCUCCUGUACCUAAGCCUUGCCUUCUGGGUGGCAAGCAGCUUGACACAGGAAUAGCACAAAACAGCCUUUCACAGCAGCAAAAAAGCCAGACAUCACCCUUUGUCUGUCCCAAAGUUAAACCCAUCACAGGAAAACUGUCCCAACUGUCUGCAUCUGGCUUCUUUUACUAACAAGCUUCAUUAGAGGAGUGUCUGUCUCAUGUACAGCAUUUUCUGCACCAUUGUUUGUACAGGAAGGGCCUGUGCACUUCAGGGAUACGAUGAAGAGAAAUACUAAUCUAUGGUCAUUGAGUAUUUUGUAUUGAAUAGUGUCUUUGUAUUGUAAACAAGUGUAGUGAACCACGAGGCAUGAAGACAAAUAAAAUGGCUGUAGCUGGCUUUCUCUGUGUUGGGCUAUCUCAUGACUGGAUCCACAGCAGAGGGAGGUCUCUGC
Messenger RNA from Dryobates pubescens (Downy woodpecker), 7355 nucleotides. RefSeq names its product ALK receptor tyrosine kinase (gene ALK). Gene Ontology annotation, molecular function: transmembrane receptor protein tyrosine kinase activity; protein binding; ATP binding. Gene Ontology annotation, biological process: regulation of neuron differentiation; cell surface receptor protein tyrosine kinase signaling pathway; multicellular organism development. The record is from RefSeq and is a predicted model, not a curated record. The transcript has 30 exons. Lineage: Eukaryota; Metazoa; Chordata; Aves; Piciformes; Picidae. Gene Ontology annotation, cellular component: signaling receptor complex; membrane. The coding region runs from base 170 to 4972 and encodes 1600 amino acids.